Lodderomyces parapsilosis is the source of this 609-nucleotide messenger RNA. It is a transcript of the gene OCA6, whose product is annotated as protein-tyrosine-phosphatase. Gene Ontology annotation, biological process: protein dephosphorylation. Gene Ontology annotation, molecular function: phosphatase activity. The transcript has a single exon. Bases 1 to 609 code for a protein of 202 amino acids. NCBI's taxonomy places the organism in Eukaryota, Fungi, Ascomycota, Pichiomycetes, Serinales, Debaryomycetaceae. The record is from RefSeq and is a predicted model, not a curated record.
AUGACUGUGAUUCCAGAAGCUUAUACACCUCCACUACGAUUCAACCUCGUACAGCCCAACCUAUAUCGUGGUGCGUAUCCUCGAAAACCAAAUUUCAAGUUCUUAGAAACACUCAAACUCAAGACGAUAAUUUCAUUGAUUCCAGAGCCAAUCACCUUGGAAACGGAUCCUGAUUUGUAUCGAUGGGCACAAGACCACCGUAUCCGUUUAGUGCACUUGGAAUGCGCCUCUGGCGGUAAAGGAAAGAAGCGGUCAGUACCUUUGGACUAUGACCUAGCAAUAGCGGCACUCGAUUUAAUGGUGCAUGAAAAGCAUCUGCCGGUGUUUGUGCAUUGCUUGAAUGGCGGACAAAUUACAAGCCUACUAGUUGCGUGCUUGAGAAAACUACAAUUUUGGUCAGCGAUUUCAAUUUUUAAUGAGUUUAUCAAUUUCACAACCAACAUUACUGUAAAUGAUCGAUUGUUUGUCACAAAUUUUCAUGGAACUGUGAAGAUAUUUCCCAAGGAUAAAGUUCCCUGGCUUUGGGUUGGAGUGAGCAAGCACUUGGUGAUGAAUCAUCCCAAGUUGAAGGUGGUAGAGAUUGCUGAGGAUAGGGUAGACUUGUAUUAG